Molecule: messenger RNA, 780 nt
Organism: Prosopis cineraria
Lineage: Eukaryota; Viridiplantae; Streptophyta; Magnoliopsida; Fabales; Fabaceae
Exons: 5
Coding region: 1-780 (259 amino acids)
Source: RefSeq, a predicted model, not a curated record
AUGCUAUUGAAGGGCCAGAUCCCUGGGAGGCUUUUGGGUGACGUUAGCCCCAGCGGAAAAGAUAGCUGCACAGUCCCUUCAGACAAAAUACCCGAGGGCGAGAAUGACUGCAACUGUUUAGCAGACAAUCCGUCACGCAAAGUAGUUGCAACGGGACGCGUGUAUAACAUUGCCGGGGACACAAUCCAUAACCUUCCCCUCCCGCCCGAUUGCAUUAGGGUUUCCUUGCUUGUUGCAAUCGACCCCAAGUAUCCAUUACCUUAUCCUACCGAUGAGAUGCAGACGGUAGGAGAUGCGUUGGGGAGCUUCGUUGCAUGGCCCAGCCACCUUGUUAUGGUUGGUACACCAAAGCCGACAAAGGACCCAAAGCCGCCAAAGGACCCCUUGCCACCAAAGAAAAAGCCAAGGGGGAAAAGCAAAUUGAAGGAUAAGGUGUCGGGCCAUACUAAAGAGUCAGUCACGGUUUCGCAACAUGCAGUGCCUAUGCCUGUUUACUUCGAGGAUGUCUAUUGCGUUCGUUAUAUGACUGCACAUGUAGAAGAGGUCCUUGAAGAGUCUGAGUAUGAGAACAUGCAGGAAACAAUAUUUAAGUUGACUAAGGAGAUGAAACAAAAUAAGGAAAUUAUGAGUGUAGUUGUUGAGCACGUUGAAAUCAAUCCUAUUGUUAAUUCUCCUUCUCAAGACCCUCUAGAUAAUGAUCCUACACAUGGUCAAGCAUAUGAUGUAGGCGACUCUUCUAACAGCAAUCAUUUGGAUGAGGAUUUGCAAGCUAAUAUAUGA